AUGUUUCUGGAGGAAGUAUUUGGUAGUUGUGCGGCCCUUUUCUCCAGUUUAAUCAUUCAAACACCGCCGAUAUCCCGAGAAAAUCUGCAAAGGGAAUAUGCGUUGAUAUCCGUGCCAAAUCCUGAACAAGACGAAGUAUACGAUGGCUUAAUACACCGUGAGUACGAACAAGAGGCACUGACCGAGGUGCCUUAUUAUGAAGAUGGAACGUUUGUUUCCAUGCAAGCUGACACAAGGCGAAAUUCCUUCGAAUCAUUUAUCCGAAGUUUGAAGGCAAAUAUCGGAUUAAUAACGGCGGUUGUUGUCAUAUUAGGUUCGCUUACAGUUGGAGUCGUCUACGUGGACUUGAAUUCAAAUGACGCAUGUAUAGAAUGGAUGCACAAAAAUCUUAGUGUUCCAGCGCACGUACAGAUAUUAUGGAUUGUUGGAAUGUCUGUCAAUUACUGCCGUUGUUUUCAUGGUUUCCGGCGUGCAUCGCCUUGUUGUGGGGUUUCAGAGAGUUCAAAAAGAACUACCUUGCGUGUUUAUUUUUCUGCGCGUUUGUACCACGAUCCAUAA
Paramuricea clavata is the source of this 558-nucleotide messenger RNA. Lineage: Eukaryota; Metazoa; Cnidaria; Anthozoa; Malacalcyonacea; Plexauridae. The record is from the annotation of a GenBank genome assembly.